This is a messenger RNA of Ziziphus jujuba (common jujube), 1365 nucleotides long. RefSeq lists its product as uncharacterized. The coding region runs from base 290 to 1243 and encodes 317 amino acids. Lineage: Eukaryota; Viridiplantae; Streptophyta; Magnoliopsida; Rosales; Rhamnaceae. The record is from RefSeq and is a predicted model, not a curated record. The transcript has 8 exons.
UAAAAAUAAAAAAUUUAAAAGUCGGCUCACCUUCAUGAAAUUGAAAUUGAGGUCGGUCUGAGCCACUGGGGCCUUCAUUCAAGAGAGCUUAUUACGCGCUAACCCACAACGUCGUCGUUCCAUCGUCCAGCUUUCCCAUAGUCGUCUCUUCGUGUAAAGUAGUUGAAACUCGGAGGCUCUUUGAUUUUGAGUUGGCUGCGUUGGGAUUUUUAACAAGUACCAGAAUUUGUUACCAAGGAACGAGACGGAUAAUCCUCUAUAAUUCACAACUCAGUGGGCUUUCCUUGUAAUGUCAGAAGAUUCAAGGGGUUUGGCUGUUUCACCUGGACAUUAUAAAGUUGGACCGGAUUACUUUGGUUACUAUAAACGUGAAGUUGUAGAGCUUGUAUCACAAGAUGAAGACUUUCUGCCUUUGGCUUCAAAAACUUCUGAGAUAUCUGGAGGGACAUCUGAGAAGGUUGCAAGGGAUGGUAAAAUGGGACAUAGUAAAAAGGUAACUGGUUCAUUGUUUUGCAAUGGGAUACGGGAUGGGCUUUCAGAUUUGAAAAGAGAAAGAUUGAAGGCAUUACUUAGGCAGAGCGUGAAUGUUCUUGCACCAGAAGUUGAAGAGAUGCUAGAACCUGUUGUCUCUAUGUGUCGGUUACAAUCGCAGAUAAAAAGCAGAAGGUGUCUGCAAAGACCCACACUUGUGGCAUCUGAAGGUGAUCCAGGCCAAUCUCCUUAUAAGAAGAAAGCUAAGAUUUCCUCUUCCUCACCUUCCAACAACCUACCUGCACUCAGAGGUCCUACUGGUCAUGGAUUAAAUGUUUUCCAGAAAAAUGGUUUUUGUGAUGAUACUGAAACUGCUAAAUGCAUAACUUCUCCAGAGGAGCCUAAGGUGGAUGAUGAUUUGCAAUUCCUUCUAGACAGCGAUAGCAUAGAGGUUAAGGAGAUAAUGGAGAAACAUUCUAAUGAACUAUCUGCCACGCUAGGGCAUAUGGAGCAGCAACUAGAAGAACUUCUUGAUAUUGUGGUGUCUAAGUGCAGGCCAAUGACGCUUGCUGAGAAACAACAGCUACGAAGAUUGAUUCAGGGUUUGCCCCCAAAAAAUCUUGAGCGGGUUGUAGAAAUUAUCCAACGUAGCAAGCCAGAAAACAAAGAACCAUGCGAUGAAAUUCAUGUGGAUCUUGAAAAAGAGAGUAAUGCAACACUUUGGAGAUUGUAUUACUAUGUUGAAGCGUUUGAGAGAACAAGAAAGGUCUAGCUAUAGCUCUAUUUGCUCUUUUUUCUUGUACCAGACUGAUAGCUUAAAUUGUUUGGAAGGCGGUUAAAAGGGCGACUUCCCACAAAUAGAAAGGCCCCAAUAUGAAAAUGUCAUAUUAAGUA